Entrophospora candida is the source of this 1483-nucleotide messenger RNA. The record is from the annotation of a GenBank genome assembly. Lineage: Eukaryota; Fungi; Glomeromycota; Glomeromycetes; Entrophosporales; Entrophosporaceae.
CUGUUGAAUCAAUAUCUAAUACUAAUGUAUCUGACAUGGAGAUAAUUUCUGAUUCAUUUAAUAAUUCGAAAAGAUUUUACAUUCCUACAGACAAAGAAUUAGAUGACGUGAUUUUGUACUCAAAGGUGGUAAACACAGAGCUUUCAACACAAAAUUGGUACAAAUUAUUUAAACAAUUUCGUCAAGUAGCCAAUUUUGAUGGUGAUAUUAAAGAUAUAGCAAAUGAAAAACAACUGGAAAUGGAACUAUGUAAUUUUUUUGUUGGUGUAAGAAAAAAAGAUGGUGAUUUUUAUAAACCACGUUCAUUAUAUGUUGGCUUUUGUGCAAUAGUACGUGGACUUAAACAAGAUAUACCAAACUUAGCUGAAGAUUUAUUUAAUAAAAACAAAUAUCCAAAGUUAUGGCAAACGAUGUCAGGUAAAAUCAAACAAAUUCAAGAUACUAACAAUGUUAGAAGGACAAAAACUGAUGCAUUAGAAAAGCAUGAAAUAUUACAUAUUUUAGAACAUCCAUUAUUAAACUUGAAUGAACCUCUUUCACUCACAAAAAAAGUGGCAUUUUGGCUUUCAUAUCUAUGUAGUUUUCGUGGAGGAGAUUUAAAAAGACUUAAAGAUUCCUGGGUAACAUUAAAUAAUGAUAAGAGUGUAACUGUGUCGCUUCCCAGGGAAAAAAAUCAUUCUGGUGGUCUUGAUGAUAUGGAUAAUAAUGGUCGAGUUUGUGAAAUACCAGCUGAUACUAACAGUAAAUUCCGACCUGUACAAGACAUCACAUACUAUAGAAACAGAAGACCAGCUCAUUGUAAAUGCCCAAUGUUUUUUUUAAAAAUAGAAAAUAAGGCCAAUAUUGAAAAAGGCAAAUGGUUUUCAGAUACAAACCUAGGAAAAAAUUCACUUGAUACUCUAAUUAAACAAAUUUGUGAAAAUUGUGAGAUUGAUAUUGGUAAACGACACAUUGUAAAUCAUUCCAUGAGAACAACUGGUAUAAUGCAAUUAACAAACUUAGGUGUUCCCAUUAAUGAAAUCAUGGCAUAUAGUGGACACCGUUCACUUGCUGGCUUAAAUUCUUACCAAACUAUACCUAAAAAACAAAUGCAUAACAAUGUGGCAUCUUUAAUCAAUUCGGAUUCAUCAUCAACAUCUGAAAAAUUCACUGGAAUUAAAGCAGAUAUUGAAUUGUGUAAUGAAAAAGAUGAUGAUUGUGUAUCAUUAACAGGAACUUAUAAAAACAAUAGAUCUCCUUUUAAAGAAGUCAAUAGAAAUAGCCAUCAUUCUAGGUUGGGAACAAAAUAUAAUAAAGUAUCAGAUGACAAUAUUUUGAAAAGACCAUUCAAAAUCCCUUCCAAACGAAAUUUAUCUGAAGAUUUAACUCAAAAUAUUCAAAAUGGCAAAACAUCACAGAAGUUUACAGAUCCUGAAUUACCAAACAUACAGAUAAAUGCGAGUGGUAACAACAUUAAAGUUGAUGUUCAUAUUACAAUAACAAA